AUGAAUGCUGGAGACGUGGUCUAUGUGCAGUACCAUGCAGAUCCGGGAGUUUUCCAUACUAGGUUGCUGGCGGAUCAGGUGGAUGGAGAUGAAUGGAUGAUCAUUACCCCGGACCGGGACAUCUACCCUGAACUUAUGGAUCCAUCCAAUGGGGAUUUCAGCCGAAUGUAUCAUGCGUCAGAUGGUAGGGUGCCUAGACAGGUGCCAGUCAAUCAGGUGUAUUCUUUUGCGCCAAUGGAUGCCAGGCAAUAUGGAGAUCUCUUGAGGGCCGGAAGGCAAGCAGCCGCCGCCGAGAGGGCACGACGAGGCCUUAACGUGGCGGCUCCUCCGGCUGUACCUGGCCCGGCCCCUGCCGUUCAAGGGGCGGCAGCUGCAGUGGCUGCCGGUGGAGCGGUACCCCCAUUGCCUGGAGGCGGUCCCACGACAUGGGUUGCCCUCGAAGACGGGGACAACAUCAAACGUGGAGAUGUCCUUGCCGUGGAUCCUGGACCUCUUCCACUCGGCCAUGUCAUCAUGGGCACUCGGGCACUGGUGCCUUCCGGGACGGAUUUCAUCACCGCAAAAAAGGUGCUCCCAGAUCAGGUGCCGCUUCUCAGGUUCGACGAUAUCAGGGUGUUACCGGUGCAGUUCGAUGCGCAGGGGAUUCGACGGAGGGAGUUCAAUAGCGCCGCCUCUUUGCUACAUGACACAGUUCCUCAAGGUGGGGGCCUCCAGUUGCAAGGCCCGGCGUCACUGAUCAACGUGGUCAAGAUGAUGCGUGAUCAAAACUUCACCCCGGCGACCUUCCAUGAGUACUGGAUCCGAUCAUCUGAACUGGCCAAGGGGGAUCGUUCCGUGUAUGAACAUGAAUGUUUAUCCCGGAUCCUUGAGUCGAUGCUGACUGUCGAUCAGCUCAAUGCUCCGGUCCUACAAUCGGCUGAACUCCUGGUGCGCCGGAUGCAGGUGAUUAGGGAGGCACACAGAAUCUCGCCAUCGGCCCCGGACUACUCCGCGGCCGACUUGUUCAUGGGAUGGAAGUAUCGCAGAUCUGGGCAAGGAGUCGAUGCAGGCUUAGCGGCACAUGUGGCUACGGAGCUGAAGAACGAAGCAGCGAUCUCCAAAGAGGCGGAGAUGGGGGAGGCGCCACCCAUACAUGAAGCACGUGGUGGCACCUGCUGGGGGUUGCCUGGGCCAGCAAUUCAGGACUUGGCGACAAGAACGCUUCUGCAAUCCAGCCUCUCCUACUCGGAGGAGGCACAAACGACAGUCCGUCCUUACAACCCCGACUUAGUCUCUCUGCCCAAGGUGGGGUCCAGCCCGCCUCCACUUCGGGACCUGGUGGACGACUUUGGUCGUGAUAUCUUGGAGGACCCGGUGGGGAACAUGAUGAUCUCAGCCGAUGAAUGGGGCACGAAGGUAGAGAGUGGCAGCGUGGUGCAACCAUACAUGGACAUCGUCCUAAAGAAUGACAAUGGAAAGUAUGUGCAGUUUGUUCACAAGCUCUUCUUGGGGGGCAUGAUUUCUUUCACGGAUAGCCCUCAGGACCUUAUCACGCCCUUCUUUGUCGCAAAGAAAAGUGGCAAGCUCAGAUUAGUUUUGGACUGCCGUGGUGUAAAUCAGCGAUUCAAGCAACCUCCCUCAAUGAUGAUGGCGGCCGGAGCGUCGUGGGCACAGGUGGAAAUUCCCAACAAUGAGUCUCUCUAUAUUGCACAAAGUGAUAUCACAGACUAUUUCUACUCCCUGGAACUACCCGGCGAACUUCGGUCGUAUUUCAGUUUACCUGCCAUUCCCUAUGAGGCUUUGGAUGCUUGGGGUGUUCCGGUCCAAGAUCGCCCUCCUCAUGGCCGCGAAGGACUGAUCUUCCCAAGCUUCAGGGUCAUCCCGAUGGGUUGGAGCUGGGCCAUGUAUUGGGCUCAAAGAGUCCAUCAGCUCCAAGCACUACGGGGUGCAGGUUUAACAUCAGAGCGGCUGCUGGUCUCUGGCAAACCGGCGCCAUCCUUAGAGGAUGGCACGCCGUUGGUGAUUGCAUACGCCGAUAACUUGAACAUCGCGGGCACAUGUCCAGAAAGGGUGCAAGCUGCGAAAGAUGGUGCCGUAUCACACCUUAGGUCCCUCGGGUUUGGCGUUCACGAAGAGCUUGAUGCAUGCACCUCAGCGGCUUCGCUGGGAUUUAUCGUGGACGGUGUGAGUGGCAUCGUCAAGCCUGUUCCAGAAAAGGUCGGGCGAGUGAUCGCUGCGUUCCGAUGGCUGAGCAGGCGCCCCAGGGUGAACGGCAGGGCGAUUGAGAAGCUGAUCGGUCAUGCGGUCCACUUCAUGUUGCUUCGUCGGGAAAUGUUGUCGUGCAUGCGGAGCCUCUAUGAUUUUGUGCAGACCAGCUACCGCGCCAGGCGGCGACUUUGGAAGUCAGCUGCCCGUGAAGCGGGAUGGGUAGCUAGUCUGUUGCAAGUUUGCCAUGCUGACCUCCGGAGGGGUUGGGAUGACCAGGUCACUAGUUCCGAUGCCUCUUUGAGUGGAAUGGCGGUCAGUUGCAGGCUUGCUGAUUCAGAGGAGGUUGCACGGCUCUCGAGGCAACAUGAGGGGUGGCGUUUCAAGACCAGAGAUUUUUCGGCGCCCAGACAAAGAGCCUUGGGAUCGGAUGAGCCACUCGACCCGUUCAGCCAUAUUGACACAGUGAAGCCGAAAGCAGUGCUUCCAGAGGAUCCUUUCGCCAUUGAUGCAGACUUCGCGGAGAUUCCUGUAUCAUUCAUGAAUAGCUGUGAUUGGCAUGAUUUAUUCGCCGUCAGAUUUCAACAUGCGGAGCCCAUCACGGUUCUUGAGUCCAGAGGGGUCGUUGCGGCAAUUAAGCACAAGCUCAGAUUGGUCAGAAACUUCAGUAGACGGCAUCUUCAUUUGAAUGACAACUUGGCCAAUGUGUUGUGCUGCGAGAAGGGAGAUGGGAACAUGAACGAAAAGGCCUCGAAGCGAGGUUCAAGCAAGAAGGUGGCCGACAACAAUCCAGAUCCGCAGGUUGCCAACUUGGAAGUGCCUUGUCUGAAGGCCGCCUCUCCAACAUCAGGCACAUCGCUGAUGGAUCGGCGAGCGACAGUUCGGCGAGCCUUGCAAGGAGCAUCGAAGCCCGAGCGAGCCACGAAGAGACAGAAACUCAUCGAGAAAAGCCAGCUGCCAAGGUUUCCGGGGCAGACGUUCUUGGAGCAAGCAGCAAUCUCUGGACAAGUCGCACAGGACUAUGCCCACAGGGUGGCUCAGUUUGCGAGGGCCAUGAUGAUCCCAGAUAUUCAUGUUCUGACCAUGCCGAAGUUGGACGAGUACUUGAGCACAUUUCUCAACAACAUGUUUUCGGAAGGCGCCGACAUUUCAGAAGGAAACAAGACCUUCGCCGCCGUGUUGGACGCCAGGCCAGGCUCUUCCCAAGCGGAACAGCUGCCGAGGUCGAGAAGAUGCUUGAAGGGCUGGGUAAAUCUGGAUCCGGGGGCCACGCGACCACCGGUUCCAUUUCAGCUGAUAGCCCUGAUCGUUGUCACUAUGUUGCGACAAAGCAUGGGCCAGGCCGCACUACUCAUCUUGAUGAUGUUCAGUGCUUAUUUGCGGCCGGGGGAAGCGCUGUCACUUUGGGCAGAGGAUGUAGUGUUCCCAACCAGGACGGUGAAAUCCUUUGCGAUCAAUCUGCAUCCCCUGGAUCGUCUAGAAUCCAGCAAAACAGGCCUUUCAGACGAGACUGUGCUGCUGGAUUCCACAGUGCUUCCCCAGCUAGGUCCUAUGUUGGGGCGGUUAGCGAGACAGCGGAAAGGCAAUCCUCUGUUCGACCUCGACUACGCCAAACUUCUAGCAGUAUGGCAUCAAGUGCUCCGCCAGCUCAAUCUGCCGCAAAACUUUGCGGUUCUUUAUCAGAUGAGGCACUCCGGUCCCAGCCACGACCGUCUGCACCAGCUAAGGACAGCUCUGGAGGUCAAGAUGCGAGGACGUUGGGCCAGCGAUGCCAGCGUCAAAAGGUACGAGGCCCACAGCAAGCUCUCUCUGGAAUUUCAGCGUCUCCCAGACAGCAUUCAGCGUGCGUCUCUGGAAGCCGAGAAGAGCCUGCCGUCCCUGAUGGCAAAGUGUUCCUUUCGCAUCUAG
Molecule: messenger RNA, 4092 nt
Organism: Symbiodinium sp. CCMP2592
Lineage: Eukaryota; Dinophyceae; Suessiales; Symbiodiniaceae
Source: the annotation of a GenBank genome assembly